Molecule: messenger RNA, 2860 nt
Organism: Drosophila albomicans
Lineage: Eukaryota; Metazoa; Arthropoda; Insecta; Diptera; Drosophilidae
Product: TBC domain-containing protein kinase-like protein
Exons: 6
Coding region: 102-2645 (847 amino acids)
Biological process (GO): activation of GTPase activity; protein phosphorylation
Molecular function (GO): GTPase activator activity; protein kinase activity; ATP binding
Source: RefSeq, a predicted model, not a curated record
GCUUUUGAUGAGUGUCCACAAGUAAUUGUUGCUGUGCUGUGUUUCGGUUUUUUUUUGUUUCUUCGCUCUGUGUGUGUGUGUUUUUUGUGUGUGCCCUGCAAAUGGCCAACGCAACAGCAGCAACAAACACAGGAACAUCGGCAUCAGCAGUGAAUAACAGCAACAAAUUGGAGACGCGACGCCUGUGCGCUUUAACAUUCUUUGCCAAGCUGCAUCCGGGCGAUGUGUGUGGCAGCAAUGGAUUGCCUUUAACGCCCAAUUCGAUUGCAAUUCUGGGGCGUUCCCAGCGACUGAAGCAGCUGCAGCAUGCGAAUCUCUGCCAGUACUUGGAUGUGGUGCGUGGCAAGCAUGAACGCACCAUUGUGGUGUCGGAGUAUGUGGGCCACACGCUGGAGGAGCAUGUGAAGCGGCAUGCCAACACACCGCUGAGCAACACACAAUUGCUGCGCAUCUUCUAUCAGGUGGCCAAAGCUCUGGACGUGUUGCAUGCGCACAAACUCGUCGUCCACAAUCUGGAGCCACGGCACAUACUCAUCGAGCAGCAGCAACAGUUGGAGCAGGUGAAGCUCUUCAACUAUGGCCUGCAUCACAUGACCAAGGGCGGCGCCUAUGUGCCCUUUCCCUUGGGCAAUGUGCGCUAUAUGGCGCCCGAACGUUUGCUCGGCGCCAAUGGGAGCAUCAAGAGCGAUGUGUGGUCGUGGGGGAUGUUGCUGCUGGAGCAGCUGUUGCAUGUGGAACUGUGGCCCCGUCUCAAGCUGAGCAACAUCGCCUGGAAGCUGUUGGCAUUUGUGCGCAGCAACAGCAGCAGCGGCGGCGGAGCUUUGGUGCUGGAGAAGAUUGCACGCGAACAUCAGCGCUGGGAGAUGUAUCAAGAGUUGCCCCACGAGUUGCGUCACCUGCUCGAACGUUGCUUGAGUGUGCUCCCGGCUCAGCGUCCACUGCCCUCGGAGUUGUUGCAGCACAAAUGUUUUGCCGAUGCCGCUGAAAUGUUGCAAGUGGCAUCGGAACAUCAGCAGCUGGAACAAUUGCCGCUGCUGUUGCGCUGUCCGCUGGCACAGAUCUAUCAUCUGUGGCAGCUGGCUGGCGGCGAUGUCCAGGCCGAGCUGAAGAAGGAGGGAUUAAUACGCAGCGAGGCGCCGAUAUUGGCUCUCCCGCAAAUUGUUCGACUGAGCGGAUCGAGCGUUUGUCCGCCUCGGAGUCAAUCGUAUUUGAUGGACGAACGGAUUGUGCUGCUCAAGCUGCAGCCGCUGUUGCAACGUUUGAGUCGCCUCCCCGCCAGCGUUUAUUUCCCGUUGUUGCAGUCGCAACCACGCCGGCAACAACAACAGCAGCAGCAACAAGAUCUGCAACAACAACUGCCACUUUUGAUCAGGGAACGCGACAUCGAGUAUCAAUUUCGACGCGUCCGUCUCUUCACCCGCCUUCUACACGGCUUUCCACACACCGCCGACCAGCUGCAACGUGAGGCAGCGAUCGAUAUUCCUCCGCUGUUGCGCGGCCCCGUCUGGGCCGCUCUCCUCGGUGUCCUGCCCAAUGCCAGCUAUGCGAAGAUCGAUAAGUUCACCGCCACCACAACCGAUCGACAGAUCGAGGUCGAUAUUCCCCGCUGCCAUCAAUACGAUGAGCUGCUCUCCUCGCCCGACGGGCAUCGCAAGCUGAAACGUCUGCUCAAGGCCUGGGUCACCGCCCAUCCGCAGUACGUUUACUGGCAGGGACUCGACUCGCUGACGGCGCCCUUUCUCUAUCUCAACUUCAACAACGAGGAGCUAGCAUUUCUGAGUCUGUUUCGCUUCAUACCGAAGUAUCUGCAGUGGUUCUUCCUGAAGGACAACUCGGCCAUCAUCAAGGAAUACCUGAGUAAAUUCUCACAGCUGAGCGCAUUUCAUGAGCCGCUGCUUGCCCAGCAUUUAUCGAGCAUCAACUUUAUACCCGAACUCUUUGCCAUACCCUGGUUUCUCACCAUGUUCUCGCAUGUAUUUCCGCUGCACAAGAUACUGCAUCUGUGGGAUAAACUGAUGCUGGGCGAUAGUUCGUAUCCGCUUUUUAUUGGCAUUGCGAUACUGAAGCAGCUGAAGAGCACGCUGCUCAGUUCGGGCUUCAACGAGUGCAUUCUGCUCUUCUCCGAUCUGCCCGACAUUGUCAUGGAGAACUGUGUGAUCGAGUCACAAAAGAUGUACGAAUGCACGCCCAAAAGCAUCACGCAUCGACAGCACGCAUUGCGCACUCAAGCGCCGCAUGUUUUGGACAUUGGCUUGGCGGAGGUGGAGCUGCAGCAUCUGCAGUCGGAGCAGUGUCCUCGGAUCAGUGCCAAGGAUGUUUACCAGCUGCUGCAGCAGGCGCCCAACGAGCUCGCUCUCAUCGAUCUGCGCAGCGUUGUCGAGUAUUCCCGGGUCCAUGUGCCGCAUAGCAUCAACAUUCCGUUUGCGACAGUGCUGCUUGGCGAGCAGCGUCUCGAGGCCCUCAAUGUGCCCUAUUUGGAGGCACAACUGCGCGGUCGCAUUGUCGUCUGUGUCAGCAACAUACAUCAGCAUGCCGUGGAGUUCUCGCACUUUCUGGUCGCCUGUGGUGUGCUGCGCACCUGCAUUCUACACAAGGGCUUCAACGUCCUCCACUCCAUUGAGCCAAAUAUACUCAUCUCGAAUUAAUUAAGCGAGUCGGAAGGGGAAUUAUUCCCCUGCCUGCUUAUUUUCCUACUUAUCGUUAUCAUAUCCCCUAAUCGCUUUGCUCGCUUUGUCCGUAACUUAAGGCCAUCUAUCCGAAAGUGUACCAUAUUGCAAGCAAUUUUUAUUAUGUAUAUGUAAAUAAGCAUAAAGUAACUGUGCAUUAUGAAAACUUUUAUAAAUCUGCAUUGUACUCGAAA